This is a messenger RNA of Dicrocoelium dendriticum, 276 nucleotides long. The record is from the annotation of a GenBank genome assembly. NCBI's taxonomy places the organism in Eukaryota, Metazoa, Platyhelminthes, Trematoda, Plagiorchiida, Dicrocoeliidae.
CCGCGCUCUACGCUCACUGAAACUGACACACAACGCCGGCCCCGACGGAGUCCCAUCGGGGGGGGGGGGGGGUUUGGGGGGGGGGCGGGGGGGGGGGGGGCCGGGGGGGGGGGGGAGGGGGAGGGGGGGGGGGGGGGUGGGGGGGGGGGGUACUAUUACCUUGCGGAUGCGCCGUAUAUUCCAAUCUUCUUCCAACGUUUUCACCAUCACGCACGGCCACUCGGCAUUGACUGCAUUCUGAAACUACCCAAGCUAAAAUUCACGUAUGCGUCCUAA